AUGUCUUCUUCAAAGACUCGCUCCACGCCCAAUUUGCAGAAGCCCUACAAGUGCUUGGAGUGUGGGAAGAGCUUCAGCCGGAGCAGCAAACUGAUCCGCCACCAGAUGAUCCACACUGGGGAAUGGGCCUAUGAGUGUGGCAAAUGUGGGAAGGGCUUCAGCUGCAACUCCGAACUCAUCUGUCACCAGCGCAUCCACACUAGGGAGAGGUCCUACGAGUGUUCUGAGUGUGGGAAGAGGUUUCAGAGGAGCUCUCAUCUCCUCGUGCACCAACGGAUUCACACAGAUGAGAGGCUCUUCUGCUGCCCUGACUGUGGGGAGGGCUUCAAGCACAACUCCACCCUCGUCAGGCACCGGCGGAUCCACACUGGGGAGAGGCCCUACGAGUGUCCCCAGUGUGGGAAGAGCUUCAGAAACAGCUCCCACCUGACCAUCCACCAGAGGACCCACACUGGGGAACAGCCCUAUGAGUGUGCGGAAUGUGGGAUGACCUUCAGCCAGAGGUCCCAGCUGACCAUUCACCAGAUGCUCCACACUGGGGAGAGGCCCUAUGAGUGUCUCCAGUGUGGGAAGAGGUUUCGCAUCAGCUCCACUCUCCUCGUGCACCAGCGGAUUCACACAGAGGAGAGGCCCUUCCGCUGCCCUGAGUGCGGGAAGGGCUUCAAGCGAAACUCUCACCUCAUCACCCACCGGCGCAGCCACACCGGGGAGAAGCUCUACAAGUGCCCCCAGUGUGGGAAGAGCUUCACCCAGAGCUCUAACUUGACCAGACAC
This is a messenger RNA of Poecile atricapillus (Black-capped chickadee), 774 nucleotides long. Its product is annotated as zinc finger protein 239-like. The transcript has 2 exons. Gene Ontology annotation, biological process: negative regulation of transcription by RNA polymerase II. Gene Ontology annotation, molecular function: DNA-binding transcription repressor activity, RNA polymerase II-specific. The annotation marks the transcript as partial. NCBI's taxonomy places the organism in Eukaryota, Metazoa, Chordata, Aves, Passeriformes, Paridae. The record is from RefSeq and is a predicted model, not a curated record.